Messenger RNA from Maniola jurtina (meadow brown), 1524 nucleotides. RefSeq lists its product as uncharacterized. Lineage: Eukaryota; Metazoa; Arthropoda; Insecta; Lepidoptera; Nymphalidae. Gene Ontology annotation, cellular component: nucleus; transcription regulator complex. The record is from RefSeq and is a predicted model, not a curated record. Gene Ontology annotation, biological process: regulation of transcription by RNA polymerase II. The transcript has 3 exons. Gene Ontology annotation, molecular function: DNA binding. The coding region runs from base 736 to 1383 and encodes 215 amino acids.
UCACUGCAGGUACCUAUUACCUACCUAUAUAAAAAGCGUACACUGCGUCGCGGCGCCGCGUCGCUCAAUACGCGCGGCGCGCGCGUCCCGUACGCCCCGCGCGGCACUCGCGCACCCACCCCCGGCGAACACACCCUUAACUAACACGGCACGAGUAUAAUUCAAUUACACUUAGUGUGCUUCCAAAUUAAAGUGAAAUCGAUUAACUCGUCUAAAAUACUCAGAUACCAGUAUACAAAAAUUACAAAAACGUGUUUAAUAUUUUGAAAAAAAAAACUUUUUUAUUACAAAAAAUACUUAUUGUUACUUGUUCCGACUUCUUAAUUAAUGUGAAAUCAAUAGCUAGUGCGCUAGAAUUUAUACGAAAGUAUUAUUAGUUACAAAUGAGGCUGAGGGAGAAUGAUAUUUUGAAAAAAAGUUAUGUGAUUUACUGAAAAUAUUCUUAUUAAAUGGGUGUGCGAGUUUUAUUAAAAUGUGCUUGCUCUAAAGUGUUACCUAUUAAAUUAGCGUAAUUAAUAAAUUCUGUAACUUACCUACCUAAUUAAAACUUAAUCAAAUAAAAUUCUGUGUAAGCUCAGACGGAAAGAAAGCAGUAGGUCCACGAUAAACAGAAAUCCUGUCACUUCUGUUUUCCUUAUUUUUAAGAAACUUCCAAAAAAAGGCUCCAUUCGGCGAGUACUUAUUCCAUUUAGCCAAUAAGGCUUCAAAGCAAGACCGUAGUGGUAGUGUAACACAAUGAACGAAAUCGACUUGAUAAAGGAGGUGGAAAACCGGCCGAUUUUGUACGAUAAAACCGUCAGUGGUUUUAAUAAGACAAAGCUCCGAGACGAUGCGUGGAAGGAAGUGCAAGAUGCCCUUAAUGUGUCUGAGGCGGAAUGCAAGAAGCGUUGGCGAUCCCUGCGGGACUCUUUCAUCAAGCUGCAAAGGACGCACGGCGGGCGGACCAGGUGGCCCUACCUCACUGCCAUGCGAUUCCUGUUGCCCCACAUCGAACCAAAGAACGAGGCCCCAGUAAAAAGAGAAACAUCAGAUUCUGAGCCCGAGGAGGAGCCACCAAAACACCGUCCCGGCUACUCGCUCCCAGAUCUCUCCUUCCCCGACUUCCGCGCAGAAGAAGAAGAAGACUCCCAACCGGCCAAGAAGAUGCGGCUCAACUCCACAGAAGAGCAGGACCCUUGCCAGUGCAAUAGAACAGACCCUGAUGAGUUAUUCCUUCUAAGCUGUGCUCCCACCUUGAAACGGUUAAACCCUAAACAGAACGCUGUAGCACGGUUGAAAAUCCAGCAAGUGUUAUAUGAAGCAGAGUUCGGGAGUCAGAUGGAACUGCCAUAUGUAACGCCGGCUAGCGAUUGUGGAUAUGAGAAUACCGAUGGCUCUAUGUAAUUUUUGGGGGGUAAAUAAAUAAUUAUUUCUAAGGACCGCCAUAUUUGUAACAGUCUCCCAAAAGGCUUGAAAGAGUAGUUAAUUGCCUUUUUAACAAAAGCAAAAUGUGACGAGCCAAUUAAGAUAAAAUGGGCUAUAAAG